CACGAAACCAUAAAAAGCGCAGCAUUUCCGAGUCGACGCCCGCCGUGGGAGCAAGAGAAGGAGUUGUCUAGGCCGGCGAGACGCCCCGCUCCACAACGACUCCCUCUGUCCCCAAACCUGCCACCUCUGUCUUUGACGUCUUUCGGCGAGGCAGCCGUGACCACAUGAAGACCGUCGUGCUCGCAAGUGAGAACCCAGCCAAGCCGCUCAGCGGGAAGCGUGAGAACCACCUCCGCGCACUGAAAGAGACGCUACGCAGCCGCGCCGUCCGCCUCUUUGACGAGUCGCGCGAACGCAAGACGUCGUCGGCGUCGUCGAGCUCGAGCUUCUCGCUCGUGUCGUCGCCCGCGGGGAAUGUCGCGCUCGCCGUCAAGGUCUUUUCGCCGCGCGCCAAGCUUCGGUCGUUUGAUGUCGACGACGACAGCGACGACGACCAAGAAUUGCGCGAGCCAAAUGCGUUGGUGCGCCUGCGGGACGUACACAUGGACCCGCGCCGCCUCCUCUCGGGUCGCCACGGCAGCGCGAUCGUCCGGGCCGUCAUCCGCGCCAACAUGAUCGACUGUCUCUCGUGCAAGUGGGCGCCGUCGUACUUUAGCUACGUGGCGUACGGCGUGCAGCGCAAGCAGCUCACAGCGCUCGAAGCCCACUCGUUGCGGUGGCUCAUUUGUCAAUACAUUAUUCGCGAAGCCAAGCAGCGUUCGGACGCCCAAGCCGUACUGCGCGACCAGCUCGGGCGGAAGCUGACCGAGUUUCGCAUCGCUGUCCAGUGCGUCUCGGGCCUCAACGUAGUCAAGUACGGCCGGAAAGGGUCGCCGCACGCCACGCAGCUCAUUGUUGAGAACGCUGACACGAUCCGGUGGACGCCCAAGCUCGGCAUGCAGCUCCAGAACGUGCUGCACCCGCUCACAAAGAAGAAGGAGAAGAGCAUUUCGCUCUCGACAGUCAUUGCCGUGCAGACUGGCUUUGCGUCCGAGGUGCUCCGCAAAGCUGCUGCCAAGGCCGACAAGAAGGCAACGCCGUUGGACCCGCGCUGCUGCCUCUCGCUCAUUACGCCGACACGGUCGCUCGACCUGGUUGUGCGCAACCCGCUCGAGUGCGACUGGCUGCGGCGGAGCUUUGAUCUCAUGGUCGCCCAAGCUUACGAGAAUGAAAAGAAGGCGGCGGCGCACGUCGAGACGCUCAUCAUGAAGAAGCUCGGCUCGUUGGUCGUGGCCAAGUACGGCCGCAAGGGCAAGCCGCACAAGACACAGCUGAGCCUCGACAAGUACGGCGAGGUGACGUGGAAGGGCAAGAGCGGCGGCUCAAUCCUCCUCCAAGAGGUCAAGGAGCUCCGGCUCGGGCAUGGCACCCCGGUCUUUCUGCGGUUGGCGCCAAAGUCGAAUGCCAAGCACUGCGUCUCGCUCGUUACGGCGGCGCGGACGCUCGACCUCGAAAUGAGUUGUGAGAGCGAACGCGACUACGUCGUCCUCGCCUUCCGCUAUUUAUUAAACAAGAUGAAGGACCGCGCACGCGAAGCGAAGCGCAUGAAGGCCGAGCGCGGCGUGCGAAUGCUCCAAGAGGCGUACCAGUACCACGCAAGACGCAUGGGCCAGCUCUCGCAGGCUGUGCCGCAAAACUACGACCUCGAACGGUACCCCGGGGCGUCGCCCGAUACGAGCCCGAUGGCCCUCGAACGCUACUCGGACCCGACCUACGACCGGUACCCCGGGCCACUCCACCCCACGUCGCCAGUCGUGGAGCGCGUGUCCGACCGCUACACGGGCCAUUCCGGGUACGCGCUCGAGCGACCACCGCAGGCGCGGCUGCCACGCGCAAGCAAUGGCUUUCCCGCGACCGUCUCCAAGCCGGUGCACUUGUAGUAAUCGUUGUACAGAGCACGCUCUAUUGUGUUGUC
This is a messenger RNA of Saprolegnia diclina VS20, 1894 nucleotides long. RefSeq lists its product as hypothetical. The transcript has 6 exons. The record is from RefSeq and is a predicted model, not a curated record. Bases 165 to 1859 code for a protein of 564 amino acids. NCBI's taxonomy places the organism in Eukaryota, Oomycota, Saprolegniomycetes, Saprolegniales, Saprolegniaceae.